Messenger RNA from Parasteatoda tepidariorum (common house spider), 1161 nucleotides. RefSeq names its product Porphobilinogen synthase (gene Pbgs). Gene Ontology annotation, cellular component: cytosol. Gene Ontology annotation, biological process: heme biosynthetic process. Gene Ontology annotation, molecular function: zinc ion binding; porphobilinogen synthase activity. NCBI's taxonomy places the organism in Eukaryota, Metazoa, Arthropoda, Arachnida, Araneae, Theridiidae. The record is from RefSeq and is a predicted model, not a curated record.
CCAAUUUUACACUAACGCUUCUUUUAAAAUUUUAUCAAUGGCUGACAAACUGCAUAGUGGUUAUUUUCACCCCGUUUUACGACAGUACCAAGAAUCUGGAAGCACUUUAUCCCCUUCAAAUUUCAUGUACCCCGUAUUCGUAAUUGAUGAAGACGAUGCUAAAGUCAACAUUCCUAGCAUGCCAAAUGUCUUUAGGUAUGGAGUGAACACAUUAUUAAAAGAGCUUAAAGUUUUAGUGGAAAAGGGUCUGUCAUCAGUUUUAGUUUUUGGUGUCAUUGACAAUUCUUUAAAAGAUUCUAAUGCAACAUCUGCUGAUACAGAGAGAAACCCAGUUCUGAAAUGUGUAAGAGCACUUCGUAAAACUUAUCCAGACCUUUUAAUUGCUUGUGAUGUUUGUCUUUGCGGAUAUGCUGACCAUGGUCACUGUGGAAUUUUAAAAAAUGGAAUAAUUGAUAAUGAAGCAAGCACAAAAAGGCUUUCAGAAGUCGCUUUGGCUUAUGCUAAAGCUGGUUGUCAUGUUGUGGCGCCAUCUGACAUGAUGGAUGGAAGAGUGAAGGCCAUAAAAGAUAUCUUGCAUAAGUCUGGAUACGGAAAUACAGUUUCACUUCUGAGUUAUGCUGCAAAAUUUGCCUCAAAAUUCUAUGGACCUUUCAGGGAUGCUGCCUCCUCCCCUCCUCAGUUUGGUGACAGAAAGUGUUACCAGUUACCCCCAGGAAACAAAGGACUUGCUAUAAGAGCUGCUAAACGAGACAUUGAGGACGGAGCUGAUAUGAUAAUGGUGAAGCCAGGUUUGGCUUACUUGGAUAUUGUGAAUGAAUUGAAACAAAAGCAUCCAGAAUAUCCCAUGUUUAUUUAUCAAGUGUCUGGGGAAUAUUCAAUGUUGUAUCGUGCUGCAGAAGCUGGUGUGUUUACUUUGCAAGAUGCUGCAAUGGAAACUUUAACGUCAAUGAGGCGUGCAGGUGCUGAUGUGAUAAUUACCUAUUUUGUUCCUCAACUGUUGUUGGAAUGGCUUUAACAAUUGUUAAGAAGUUUACAUAACAUUCAACAAAUUUGUAAAAAAUAAUUUAGCAUGAUAAUGAAAUGAAUAUAGUAAAUGAAAUUAUUUUUAGAAUAUUUUAUUAAAAUUGUUCAAAUUUUUCUUAAUAAAAUGAAUGGAAAUGA